Metschnikowia bicuspidata var. bicuspidata NRRL YB-4993 is the source of this 323-nucleotide messenger RNA. RefSeq lists its product as uncharacterized. NCBI's taxonomy places the organism in Eukaryota, Fungi, Ascomycota, Pichiomycetes, Serinales, Metschnikowiaceae. The transcript has a single exon. The coding region runs from base 153 to 320 and encodes 55 amino acids. The record is from RefSeq and is a predicted model, not a curated record.
CUGCGAGUCUACUCCCCCAUUUAUCUGGAUGCCAUCGAAUUCUUGGUUUCAUGGACAUUAGAUGGUUUUAUGGGCAUCUGUCAUAGGUUCUUUUCAUGGACAUCAUAGAUGGUUCAUGCACAUCAUAGAUGGUUUCAUGGACACUUCUCAGCAUGGGCAUCAUUGAUGAUUUCAUGGACAUCAUAGAUGGUUCAUGUACAUCAUAUAUGGUUCAUGUACAUCAUUGGUGGUUUCAUGUACAUCAUAUAUGGUUCAUGUACAUCAUUGGUGGUUUCAUGUACAUCAUUGAUGGUUUCGUGGACAUCAAUACUUGUCGUUGACAU